Effrenium voratum is the source of this 2697-nucleotide messenger RNA. Lineage: Eukaryota; Dinophyceae; Suessiales; Symbiodiniaceae. The record is from the annotation of a GenBank genome assembly.
AUGCUGGCAAACCCAGACGUGUUGAAGGCAGAGAUGGAAGACGUGGGGCGGCGCUUGCGGGCGCUGCGUAAGCGGGCUGCAAGGCGACAGAGUAGGCCCCGUCAGAGGAGUCGCGGCUGGCGAUGCGCUCCAGCCAGCUCCACGUGCAUGGUGGUGUUAGUGUACAGCGGGGGUGUUGCAGAGGUGGCGGCGGAGUUUGCGCAGGGCCGAGGGUGGUGGAAGGGCCGGGGAGCGCUCGCUGGGUCUGCUGACGAGUUGCGGGAAAUAGCAGUGGAGGUUGAGCAAGCGCACGACACGUUGCCCUUGGUGCAGAUUGCGGCGCUCCAUGGCGACCCUGUCAAGGCUGGCUUGGUGUCUGAGUUGCGAUGGGGGCUGCGCUUGGGAAAGCUGAAGCCGCGCAACCGCAUAUCUGUGGCCGAGAAGCAGUCCAAGGAGGGUCUGGCGGGCACUGUCCUGAAGGUUCCUGCGGGCAAGCCCAUCUUGGGCGACCCCUCGUCUCUGGGCGAGAGACGCAGCCACAUCACGUAUUUGGCCAGCAUCACUCACGACGCAGAAGUGCAACUCCGCCUCCCGCAAGUUCUCAUCGGCAAUGAGCGUCAAUUUUCUGCGGCCAUGAUGAGAAGCUUGCCGACAUUGCCGGACGCGUGGCGCCGGGGUAAAGCCGCGUCUGAAGCUGGUUCCAUCAGCACGGUGCAGUGGCUCGAGAUUCUGGUCGCUAGCAUACAAGCGGUGUUGCCCGCCACCGACUGGGAAGAAGCUUUUGCAGCGGUGGGAGCAGUGGCAGAGCAGUCUCGCUUGGGCCGAAGACUUUGUGAUGCGCUGGAGUGGCAACAAGUUCCGACAGUGCCGGACGGCCUCCCCUCUGUUGUGAUGCGCUGGAGUGGCAACAAGUUCCGACAGUGCCGGACGGCCCUCCUGCGCCAGGAGAUGGAGACUUUGAAGCAGCGUCGUGCUGCUUUAAAGCGCCAGUCUAAGGAUGCUGCCAAAGACCAAAAGCUCCUCGCUGCCAAGCGCCAGCGCUUGCUCAAGGCUGCCAAGGGGCUUUCCGCGGCAGACCUCGAGCUCUUGCUCCAGCGCGCCCGAGCAGGCGGCCAGGCGAUGCUGGUGUGGGAAGGCGUGUUGGUGGUGCUGAUGGCGCUGGCGGCCUGGGUGACGCUGGUUGAAGGGGUGCUGGUGGUGCCGAUGGAGCUGGUGGCCUGGGUGGCCUGGGCCUGUGCGUCGCCCACACUGCUUGGCAUGAGCGUCGAGGAGUGGCAGGAUGCCAAGUCCAAAGCCAGUGCGGGAGGCGGUCGGCCGGCGAAGGCGGCCGUUGUGGCAACCGUUGCCAAGGUGGGGCAGCAGCGAACGCUCUACAGGAUUCGGUCUACUGCUGUGCUGCUGACUUACCAUGGCAUCGCGGAGGACGCUUGGCAGGCAGAGAUGGAAGACGUGGGGCGGCGCUUGCGGGCGCUGCGUAAGCGGGCUGCAAGCUCCACGUGCAUGGUGGUGUUAGUGUACAGCGGGGGUGUUGCAGAGGUGGCGGCGGAGUUUGCGCAGGGCCGAGGGUGGUGGAAGGGCCGGGGAGCGCUCGCUGGGUCUGCUGACGUGUUGCGGGAAAUAGCAGUGGAGGUUGAGCAAGCGCACGACACGUUGCCCUUGGUGCAGAUUGCGGCGCUCCAUGGCGACCCUGUCAAGGCUGGCUUGGUGUCUGAGCCCCAAAUGCUGGCUAUUAUCCGCUGGUUGGUGGAGCGCUCUCUCUACACCUGGACUGAAGAGCAGAACACAGUGCACGGUGUUGCGCCAUCUCGCGCCCAACUGGUCGAGCGCGCCUUGUCUGCAAUACCUCCUCUGGCCCCAGACGCAUGGUUGCGAUGGGGGCUGCGCUUGGGAAAGCUGAAGCCGCGCAACCGCAUAUCUGUGGCCGAGAAGCAGUCCAAGGCCAUGGCCUAUUUCCAGUGGGUCAACGCAGCUUCGGCGGCCGCUCCUGCCAACCGCCCGCCAUUACUCAUCAACAUGGACGAGACCGCCCUGGUGCGGCACCCCAGUGGUCUGGCGGGCACUGUCCUGAAGGUUCCUGCGGGCAAGCCCAUCUUGGGCGACCCCUCGUCUCUGGGCGAGAGACGCAGCCACAUCACGUAUUUGGCCAGCAUCACUCACGACGCAGAAGUGCAACUCCGCCUCCCGCAAGUUCUCAUCGGCAAUGAGCGUCAAUUUUCUGCGGCCAUGAUGAGAAGCUUGCCGACAUUGCCGGCGAAUGACGCGUGGCGCCGGGGUAAAGCCGCGUCUGAAGCUGGUUCCAUCAGCACGGUGCAGUGGCUCGAGAUUCUGGUCGCUGGCAUACAAGCGGUGUUGCCCGCCACCGACUGGGAAGAAGCUUUUGCAGCGGUGGGAGCAGUGGCAGAGCAGUCUCGCUUGGGCCGAAGACUUUGUGAUGCGCUGGAGUGGCAACAAGUUCCGACAGUGCCGGACGGCCUACCCUCUGUUGAAGCCGCGAGAAUGAUCUUCCCGAAGAACAUGAAGGUGAACCUUGAGGCCCUCCUGCACCAGGAGAUGGAGACUUUGAAGCAGCGUCGUGCUGCUUUGAAGCGCCAGUCUAAGGAGGCUGCCAAAGACCAAAAGCUCCUCGCUGCCAAGCGCCAGCGCUUGCUCAAGGCUGCCAAGGGGCUUUCCGCGGCAGACCUCGAGCUCUUGCUCCAGCGCGCCCAAGCAGGCGGCCAG